Molecule: messenger RNA, 1044 nt
Organism: Capronia epimyces CBS 606.96
Lineage: Eukaryota; Fungi; Ascomycota; Eurotiomycetes; Chaetothyriales; Herpotrichiellaceae
Exons: 1
Coding region: 1-1044 (347 amino acids)
Molecular function (GO): dioxygenase activity
Source: RefSeq, a predicted model, not a curated record
AUGGGCAGCUUGGUCGAGGUCGACGCCUCUUCCCACCUCGUCCCCGUGGUCGACAUUGCGCCGUUUCUCACCGACCCGCAAUCUCCAGAAGCCGGGGCCGUAGUCGAUGCGGUGCGGCAGGCAUGCACGACGAGCGGCUUCUUCGCCAUCACGGGCCACGGCCUGGCCCAGCAGCUCCAACGCGACCUGCUGGCAGCGGCGCGCGCCUUCUUCUCGCUCGACCUGGACGAGAAGAAGAAACUCGACGCGACACGCAUGGUGGGCCGCCGGGGCUACGACGUGCUCGCGUCGCAGUCCUACCACGCCGAUGUGCGGCCUGAUCUCAAGGAGGGCUUCUAUGUAGGCCACGACUUGCCCGCACACGACCCGCACGUCCGGGCCGGCCGCUUCUUCAUGGGCCCCAACGUGUGGCCGGACGAAGGGGUGUUGGCACCGCAGCGGUUCAGGGGCCCCGUCGAGGCUUAUUUCGACGCAGUGCAUCUCCUGAGCCUGAAAGUCCUGCAGCUGGUGGCCUGCACCCUGCCCUACGGAGCGGGCGUCUUUGACGAGUUCACGGCCGGCAACCACACCGUAGCCGUGUUGCGGCUGCUGCAUUACCCGCCGGCACCGGCUUCAGCUUCACCUUCGUCUUCUCCAGAAGACCAGCAGCGGCAGCGGCCGCAACAGUUGGGCGCCGGCGCACACACCGACUUCGGCGCCAUCACGCUGCUCCUGCAGGAUGAGCAUGCGGGGCUGGAGGUGCUGGAUCCGAAAACGAGCCGGUUCGUGCCCGUCGACCCUAUCCCCGACGCAUUCGUCUUCAAUGUCGGUGACAUGCUCUCUGUCUGGACCGACGGGCUGUACAAGAGCAGUGUGCAUCGCGUCAUCAACAAGGCUCCCACGGAUCGCUACUCGGCUGCCUUCUUCUACGAUGGCGCACUGGACUGUCCACUGACGCCGCUGCAUCAGGCUGGGAAGGUUCAGGAGGCCGAGAAUGUGCUGACGGUGGAAAAACAUCUGCUGAGACGCAUCCUGGAAAGCUAUGGAAACACUGGUACGAAAUAG